Molecule: messenger RNA, 864 nt
Organism: Zingiber officinale
Lineage: Eukaryota; Viridiplantae; Streptophyta; Magnoliopsida; Zingiberales; Zingiberaceae
Product: brain acid soluble protein 1-like
Exons: 2
Coding region: 451-864 (137 amino acids)
Source: RefSeq, a predicted model, not a curated record
GUACUACCAGACGACACGGCAUCGAACGAACUCGGAGCAAAGGAACUGCCACUUCCAAAGGAGAAAGGAGAGGUCGAAAUGCUGGUGAUGGCAGGAGAGGAGGUAGCGGUAGCAGAAGAAGAGAAUAGAGGGGACGCAGAGGAGGAGGCAGGAAACGGGGAUACGAAGGAUGGAGCUGGAGCAGACGUCGUCGGCACAGAAAAGGCGGGGGGAGAUGAGGACGUAGCAAACGAAGGCACCGAAGGUGCGGCACUAGCUGACGAAGCAAACAGUGUCUGAGCCGAGGACAAGGCCGGCGCCGGCGCCGGAGGGGAAGCGGAAGUACCAAACAACGGAGAGGCAGCAGUGGAAGACGAACCGAAGCCGAAGUUGGGAGUCGAAGCCCCCAAUCCAAAACCAAAAUUAGGGCUUGAGGAAGCGGAAGGUGCGGCGGAUGCUGAGGGAAAAGGGAUGGGUUUGGGAGAAGAGACCGCCUGCGAGGAAAAGAGACCGGGGGUAGUAGAGGCGGAGGAUGGAGCAGAUGGCGAGAAAAGACUAGAGGUAGUAGAGGCGGAGGAUGGAGCAGAUGGCGGGAAAAGACUGAAGGUAGAAGCGGCGGAAGAUGGAGCAGACGUCGAGAAAAGACUGGAGGUAGAAAAGGCUGAGGAUGCGGCCGAUGAGGAGCCAAAGGUUGAGAGGCCGAAGAGAGAUGGGGAGGAACCGGCGGAGGAAGAAGCGCCUAGGGAGAAACCAGUGGCGGAAGAUGAGGCGGCGCCAGCGGCGGUGGGAGCGAAGGAGAAGGGGGAGGCGGAGGAGAGGGAGAAAGAGGAGGAAGCGGAAGAGACUGAGGGUUUGGGUCAACUUGGAGGAGUUGGGCCGGCGUGA